AUGAUUCAAGCUUGUGCGGAUGUCGGUAGCCAGAGCCAUGCGAUGUCCUUGCUUGCCGGCGCAAUCCAAGCAACCUCUAAGCCUACUGGUAACUGCUUUAAUUGCAAGCGCCCAGGCCAUUUUGCCAAGCAAUGCAGAGCCCCUGGCGGGGGGGCACACAAGGAUGGUGCUGCCUCUAAGGCUAAACCUUCUGAUUUUGCCAUUGAUUUGAUCAAUCAAGAGACCAAAGACUCUGUUCUACCUGGUGAAAUUGUGCUUAUGCCCACUCAAUUGGCAGGUCCCCUGCCUCCUAAAGUCGCAGGUUUAAUUUUACCCAAAUUUUCUGCGGUAAAGGAAGGAAUCCAGGUUAUUCCUGGAGUUCUGGAUCCUGACUAUGUAGGCACAAUAAUGGGUCACCUCGGGAGCCAUAUGCCCAUGCAAUUAAAAAGGGUGAGUCUUGGGCGCAUUUGGUGGUGCUCCCUUCUCAUCCUACUGCUUCUAUUAUGGAUACUAAUUUGCACGAGCUCUCUUCUUUCCCUCCACAGCUGUUAGCUGUAGUCCAGAGGAUUGGUGAGAAGAAACUUCUUCAAAAGUAUAAAAUCAAUGGUAUUGUGCUGGAAGGCUUGAUUGACACAGGCGCAGAUGUUUCUGUAAUUUCUAGUAGUUGCUGGGACCCCACGUGGCCCCUUGAGUCUGCCUCUGCAGUCUGGGGUGUGGGUGGCCCCCAAACCUCUUCCAAAAGCGUACAGUGGCUGCCUGUUUCUCUGCCUGAUAGCUCUGAGACCAUUGCUUACAUCCAGCCCUGUGUGCUGAAAAUCCACCUCAAUCUGUGGGGAAGAGACUUGCUACAACAAUUACAAGCUACCAUUCAAUUUAAUGAGUAAGCUUGCACUUCCCCUCAACUGGAAAUCUUCUGGUCGUGUCCUGGCUAUAUGUUUAAUUACAUUCCAGCAUACAUCAGCCAUGGCACACCUUGCUGUUUAAGCCGUUUGUCCAUCAUUUUAUCGCUGCAAUAUUGAAAUGACUAAUGAUUGUGAUGCUUUUGUCUCUCUUCUCAGUAGGUUUGAAUAUAUCUCUUUAGUUGCUUCUCUCUUAGGAGUCCCUGGAUUGGCUGUACGGAAUCGUAUGAACAUUAAUUCUUUAGCAAAAGCCCUGAAUUUUACUUCACAAGCCCUUCACCUUUUGAAUAAAGAACAGAGUGGACCUUUAUAA
Messenger RNA from Podarcis lilfordi (Lilford's wall lizard), 1191 nucleotides. NCBI's taxonomy places the organism in Eukaryota, Metazoa, Chordata, Lepidosauria, Squamata, Lacertidae. The record is from the annotation of a GenBank genome assembly.